AUGUUGCGCCGUCCUGACACUCCUUUGACGCUGGCAGAAAUACAAGACGUCAGGGCUAUUUCUACCUUGAUAUUUGGCGACCAGUUCAACCAGAGUCUGGAAGAUGUCACAUUGCCAGCUAGCCUACAGAACUUGACAUUUGGCUACGGGUUCAACCAGAGUCGGGAAGGUGUCACAUUGCCAGCUAGCCUACAGAAGUUGACAUUUGGCUACGGGUUCAACCAGAGUCUAGAAGGUGUCACGUUGCCAGUUAAUCUGCAGAACUUGACGUUUGGCGACGAAUUCAACCAGAGCUUGGAAGGUGUCACGUUGCCAGCUAGCCUGCAGAACUUGACAUUUGGCGGCGAAUUCGACCAGAGUCUGGAAGGUGUCAUGUUGCCAGCCAACCUGCAGACAUUGACAUUUUGCUACGGGUUCAACCAAAGUUUGUCAGGUGUCAUGCUGCCAGCUAGCCUUCAGCAGCUGACCUUUGGCUACAAUUUCAACCAGAGUCUAGAAGGUGUCACGUUUCCAGAUAACUUGCAGACAUUGGCUCUUGGCUACAAGUUCAACCAGGGCUGGGAAGGUGUCACGCUGCCACUUAGUUUGCAAACAUUGACAUUCGGCGUCGAGUUCAACCAGAAUCUGGAAGGUUUUACGUUGCCCCUGCAGACGCUGACACUUGGGGAUAAUUUUGACCAGAGUCUAGAAGUUGUCACGUUGCCAGCUAGCCUGCAGAACUUGACAUUUGGCGGCGAAUUCAACCAGAGUCUGGAAGGUGUCAUGUUGCCAGCCAACCUGCAGACAUUGACAUUUUGCUACGGGUUCAACCAAAGUUUGUCAGGUGUCAUGCUGCCACUUAACCUGCAGACGUUGAUUUUUGGCCACAGGUUUAACCAGAGUCUGGAAGGUGACACGUUGCCAGUUAAUCUGCAGAGCUUGACGUUUGGCGACGAGUUCAACCAGACCAUGGAAAAUGUAACGUUGCCAGCGAGCCUACAGAACUUGACAUUUGGCCACGCGUUCAACCAGAGUCUGGAAGGUAUCACGUUGCCAGCUAGCCUUCAGCAGCUGACAUUUGGCCACAAUUUCAACCAGAGUCUAGAAGGUGUCACAUUUCCAGAUAAUUUGCGGACAUUGGCUCUUGGCUACGAGUUCAACCACAGUCUGGAAGGUGUCACGUUGCCGCUUAAUUUACAGACAUUGACAUUUGACCGUAGGUUCAACCAGAGUCUGCGAGGUGUCACGUUGCCUUGUCUAGUGCAGAUUCAGUUUGGUUCAGUUCACAUUUUGAGUCAUGUUGGCGUUGACCACGAGGCUGCAAUCUAG
Molecule: messenger RNA, 1308 nt
Organism: Symbiodinium pilosum
Lineage: Eukaryota; Dinophyceae; Suessiales; Symbiodiniaceae
Source: the annotation of a GenBank genome assembly